This is a messenger RNA of Nicrophorus vespilloides, 6929 nucleotides long. RefSeq names its product TATA-binding protein-associated factor 172 (gene Hel89B). Gene Ontology annotation, molecular function: ATP-dependent chromatin remodeler activity; TBP-class protein binding; DNA binding. The transcript is spliced from 12 exons. The record is from RefSeq and is a predicted model, not a curated record. The coding region runs from base 627 to 6098 and encodes 1823 amino acids. Lineage: Eukaryota; Metazoa; Arthropoda; Insecta; Coleoptera; Silphidae.
UGUGUGAAAAUACGCUGCAACUGCGGUAAUUCCAAAUAAAUUAUGAAUAGUAAUAAAAAAAGGACUACGAUUAUGUUGACAGUUAGUUCAAGUUGAUCAUCCAAUCCGGUCCGAACUAAUCGCUUUUAAACGGGUGACGCGAUUAGGGUAAUCAGAGGAUGUUAGAUUGGGGGUUGCGAGGGCGAAGGAAGCGGCGGCGGCUGCGACCAGUUGUUAUCUAGAUUCCAUUUGUUUUUAUUUUCAUUGUUCCGUUUGAAUUGGACCACGUACCCCCCGCCAUCAACGAUGUGUGUUCGUUUCGACCAAUGGGAGAGGGCCGUCGGCGUCGACCAAUCACAGCCGUAUCGCCGCAUAAAGUCGAGCUCAUCAGCAGUAUGGCUGUCAGUAUAAAUUUGAACCUUGUGUGAUGGACUUCUCCUCUGUGUUCUCCGUUAAUAAAAAGGGAUCCCAUGUGAAUUUCGAACGCCACGGGAAACGGACGAGAUGCUACACAAUGAAUAAUAAAGUCCCGUAGACAGGAUAACAACCAUUCUAAAAAACUAAUAAUAAUAUUAAAUUAUAACAUUGCCCUCCACACACUGCGCAAUCAUUCAUUUUGGCCGAUGUAGGAAGCUGAUGAUCCCAAGAUGACCUCAAGCAGAUUGGACAGGUUGUUCGUGCUGCUGGAGACGGGCAGCACCGCGGUGACGAGAUCCGCGGCCGCCAAGCAACUGGGAGAGGUGCAGAGGUUGCAUCCGCACGAGCUUGUUACGCUCUUGACGAGAACGACCGCAUAUCUGAAAUCGAGCAAUUGGGAGACGAGGGUCGCAGCAGCGGAGGCCGUCAGAGCAAUAGUUGCGAAUGUGCCGCAAUGGAAUCCCUUGCCGAUGGAAGCAACAACUUCCGAAGAGGAAACCUCGACGAUGCCGUUAUCGUGCGUCGGCAGACUGAAGUUCGAUCAGUUCGAUAUGGCCAAAGUGUUGUCCAACAGUUCGCACUUGAUGGCUUCCGAGGGCAAGGAAUACGACGUAGAGCAGUCUUCUUUAGCGAUCGAUAUGAAAGAGAAAAUGGCGAAACAGCGGAAGCUGCUGAACAUGCGUCUUGGCCUAGACGUUGUUUCCAAGAUCGGUCUGGAUGUGUCCGGUAUCUUCACCAACGAGGAUUUGGCUGGAGACAUGAAGGUGGAGGAAGAUGCGCCGUCGCCACCGCCGCCAGACAAUCGAAAACCACUUCGUGAUUUAAUAUCGUCGGCAAGCGAAGUUGGCUUGAGUUCACGCGAGAAGAACAGAGCUAAAAGAAUGGCUAGGCAGGCGACGAGCAAGCAGAGGUCAAAAGAUCCGGCCGAGGAUGGAUCCGAUGAGCCGGAGAAGAAAAAAAUAAGAAUCGAGGAUAACAAGGAUGAGAACUUGCAAAAUAUAGAGGAACUGAACGAGAGCGGUGAUUGGCCGUUGGAAUGGUUCUGUGACCAGCUGUGCCAGGAUUUGUUUUGCGCGAGUUGGGAGUCGAGACACGGUUCGGCGACGGCUCUGAGGGAGGUGAUUUCGGUGCACGGCAGAGGCGCCGGGAAGUCGCUCUACCAGACAAGAAGUCAGAUGAUCGAGCAGCACCAGAUCUGGUUGGAGGAUAUGGCUAUAAGGUUGCUCUGCGUUUUAGCUCUCGAUCGUUUUGGAGAUUUCGUAUCGGAUGCGGUCGUGGCGCCGGUACGGGAAACGUGCGCGCAGACGCUGUGCGCCGUUCUUAAGCUCAUGGAUGCUAAUGGCUGUAGAGGAGCUUUGGCCGUCAUCCUCAAGCUGCUGACGCUGGAAGACUGGGAAGGACGACACGGCGGUUUGUUGGGUUUAAAGUAUUUGCUAGCCGUGCGCGAAGACAUGAUUGAGCUGCUACUGAAGGAUGCCCUGGAUUCCAUACUGAAAGGGCUGUCCGAUCCCGUCGAUGACGUGGGUGCUGUGGCCGCCGCAGCCUUGAUACCAGUCGCAGGAAAAUUGUUGGUACUCGUUCCAGAUUCCAUAGCUAUCAUCGUGCAGAAGCUGUGGGAUCUGCUUUCCGAACAGGACGAGUUGGCUGCCGCCUGCAACAGUUUUAUGGGUCUUCUGGCGGCCAUCCUCAGCUUACCCGAAGUGGAGAAAUACCUUCCACCUCAGCCACUCAGCGAUGUCGUCCCGAGGUUAUGGCCGUUCCUCAGUCACGGCACUUCAUCCGUGAGGAAGGCGACUCUUCAAACGUUGGGCACACUGACGAAGAGUAACUCCAUGCAAUGGGAAGCACAGCUUCUUCAGGACGCGCUGCGUCACGUCUUCCAGAGGGUGCUCGUAGAAUCACUGGCAGAUGUCAGAAAUGUGGCGGAGAAGGUGUGGAGACAGCUGCUGGAAAAUUCCGGUCUGGUGGAGCUUCUGCACGCCUCCUGUCCGUUCAUCAGCAUUUGGUUGUGUCUCAGCAUGCAGUCCGUGCGAAUUCCUUUCGACUGCAACCUGAUGAUCCAGGCGAAGACAAGCCGCGAGCGCAAAUACAAACUCGAAGGAGUGCAGAACUUUGAAAACAAUAUAGUGAUUCCGAAAUGGUAUAUUGGCGGCACCGAAACCGUCCCGGUUGCCACCAGAGAGGCGAACGCAGUCGAGGUACGUUGCAUGGCCUCGCGAAUGCUCGGUCUUCUCUCCUGCUACAUAGUGCAACCAGCGCCCGGUGUCAGUUACGAGAAUACGGAAAAACCCAUCGAAUGCUACGAGAAGAUCCUGCUCGCCCAUCUGGGCACAAAAUCCGCAUUGCAACGGAUGGUCGUCGGCUUGGUGAUGUCUGAAUGGGCGCAGCUUGAAACCACGAUCUCUGAGUGCCCCGAAAAUAUAAGCAACAUCCUGAACACCUGCCUCGGCGAUUUCGUAUAUUACGACGAAAUCGCGCACAGCUUUACGCGUCUCGCACAAGAGACGAAGGAUUUCAUUGCCACUCUGAAGCACUACAAAGUUCCUAUAAUCAUCGAAAACGAUAGUGUCCUCACGCUGGUGCACAUCGAGGAGCUAACUGGCAAAAAAACCAAGGAGAUUCUCGUCAAGUAUAAGCUGAAGCCCAAAGUGUUGGAGAGCUUGGAGGAGCGGCGCAAGAGUAUCCAUAAUUCUGUGGAGCAGACCACCAAAGAUCAGACGACGUUCAGCGUCAGCACAUUAGCUUCCAUUUCCGGAGCAUUGGUUUCGUUCAAAUCAUUGCCCGAAAAAUUGACGCCGGUUGUGAAGCCACUAAUGGAGUCGGUGCGCAGGGAGACCAACGAGCUGCUGCAGCAGAUCACCGCCAGACAUUUGGCCCGUCUUUUGGAUCAGUGCCGUCUGCGCACCCCUAACCCCAACGACAAGAUCGUCCAAAAUUUGUGUACCUUUCUCAAGUGUGAUCCGGAGUUUACGCCUUUUAUAAAAGAUGAACCCGUCGGUGAAAAUUCCAAAAGCACCAGCUCGAACAAUAAUCACCUACCACUAUGGAAUCGUACCGCUGGUAAUUACUGUGGUAUCGUGACGUUGAGCAAUCAGCAGAAACAUGCGGAACGAGUAGCGUACAAGCGAUCGAAUUCGACGGGUCGCGGACCCGGAAGGCCCCCGGCUACAGAUAUGCCUCUGGAAGAGCUUUUUAAAGAUGAUGACGAAGGCCAGAAGGCGAAUCGGAUUCAGAGACGUGGUGCGACUUUGGCGCUUACCGAAAUAACGCGGUACUUUGGCGCCGAGUUGCCGGAAAAGGUGCCCAAACUGUGGGACUUUAUGGUUAAGCAGUUGGAGGAGAUCGUAGACGUCGAGAAGUACGAACCUAAAGAGAUGUUGAACAAGAACGAGGACGCGGCGAAACUGGUGUGGGUGCUGCAAGUGCUGGAGGUGACCAGUCACAGCGUGCACGAGGAGCUGAGGCCCAAGUUAAUGGAGAUGUGCUUGGGUAGGUUGUGCGUGCUUCUGACACAUCCGUAUAGUGCUGUCAGGCACUUGUCCUCGAGGUGUAUCGCGGUGCUUGCGAAACUAGAUUCGGUGACGGUAAUGGAGAGCAUCGUCGAUAAGGUCCUUCCGUUGUUGGACGCCACGGAUUGCGAGGUUAAAAGGCAGGGCGCGGUGGAGGCGAUCGCAUGCAUGGUGGACACUCUCAAGUUAGAUAUAAUCCCGUAUGUUGUUUUGCUCGUUGUGCCGUUGCUGGGUCGAAUGUCCGAUCAGAAUCAGAGCGUUCGGUUAAUGGGUACGCAUAGCUUUGCCACGCUGGUGCAGCUUAUGCCUUUGGAUGGUGGUGUCCCGGAGCCGCCGAUGCUGGAGAACAGUUCGCUGAACAAGCAGAGGAAGAAGGAGCGAGAGUUUCUGCAGCAGCUGCUCUCGCCCACAUGUAUUCCCGAUUUUAAGGUGCCCAUCCCGAUUGACGCCGAGCUGCGAUCCUACCAGCAGGCGGGCGUCAAUUGGCUGGCCUUCCUCAACAAGUACAAACUUCACGGUAUCCUCUGCGACGACAUGGGUUUAGGUAAAACCCUGCAAAGCAUCUGCAUCCUUGCAGGCGAUCAUUACGCUCGCGACCUCAAGUACAAGCAGUUAAAGUGCCCGGACAGUGCACCACUGCCCUCGCUCGUGAUAUGCCCACCAACUCUAACCGGCCACUGGGUCUACGAGGUCGAGAAGUUCCUCUCCAAGAAACACCUUCGACCUAUGCAGUACAACGGCACGCCUGUCGAACGCGAAAAGCUGCGGCAGCGGUUCAAGAAGUUUCAUCUGAUCGUCGCCUCAUACGAUAUCGUCCGCAAGGACAUCUCAUUUUUCUCCACGAUCAAGUGGAACUACAUCAUCCUGGACGAAGGGCACAUCAUCAAGAACGGCAAGACGAGAACGAGCAUAGCCAUCAAGAAUCUGACGGCGAACCAUCGGCUCAUCCUCAGCGGUACGCCCAUCCAGAACAACGUUCUCGAACUGUGGAGUCUGUUCGAUUUCCUCAUGCCCGGCUUUCUGGGCACCGAGAAGCAGUUCACCGCGCGCUAUUCACGACCCAUCCUGGCCAGCAGAGACCCCAAGUGCUCGCCCAAAGAGCAGGAAGCCGGAGCACUCGCCAUGGAAACGCUCCAUCGACAAGUGCUGCCCUUCCUUUUGCGCAGGAUGAAAGAGGACGUUCUGGACGACCUUCCACCAAAGAUCACGCAGGACUACUACUGCGAACUGAGUCCGCUCCAGGAGCAACUGUACGACGACUUCUCCAGAAGUCAAGCGCACCAAACCCUACAGGAAUCCUUGUCAUCGGGAGCGACGGCAAGUUCCAUGCAGGGCAACACUCACAUAUUCCAGGCACUCAGGUACCUGCAGAACGUGUGCAACCAUCCAAAGCUGGUGCUGAAUCAGUCUCAUCCGCAGUUCGCGCAGAUCUCAGCUCAACUUCAGAAACAGGAUUCCAAGUUGGAGGAUCUCAGCCACUCGGCCAAGUUGCCAGCAUUGAAGCAAUUGCUGUGGGACUGCGGCAUCGGAGCACCGGAGAACCAAUCUUCCGAUUUGGUCAUCAAUCAGCAUCGAGCGUUGGUCUUCUGUCAGCUGAAGGCGAUGCUGGACAUAAUCGAGAAGGAUCUCUUCAAAUCGCACAUGCCUACAGUCACGUACCUUCGACUGGACGGAUCCGUUCCGGCCGGCCAACGACACUCCGUGGUCACCAGAUUUAACAAUGAUCCGUCCAUCGAUGUUCUCCUGCUGACGACGCAGGUAGGAGGUUUGGGCUUGAAUUUGACUGGAGCAGACACUGUGAUAUUCGUGGAACACGACUGGAAUCCCAUGAAAGACCUGCAGGCGAUGGACCGCGCCCAUCGAAUCGGACAGAGGAAAGUCGUCAACGUGUACAGGUUGAUCACCAGGAGUACGCUCGAGGAGAAGAUCAUGGGUCUGCAAAAGUUCAAGGUGCAGACUGCAAACACUGUGAUCAGCGGUGAGAACAGCAGGAUGGAAACGAUGGGCACUGAGCAGCUGCUCGACCUGUUCUCGCACAAACCAACUCCCGGAGGAGGAUCUCAGGAGGCUGGAUCGAGCUCCGGCAAACCCGGUGUUAAAUCCAUCUUGGAAGCGCUGCCCGAAUUGUGGGACGACAAGCAGUACGAAGACGAGUACGAUCUGUCCCAAUUCAUUUCCAAACUGAGAGACUGAUGUUGUCCCGUGAGUUGUCCUCGACCCAUUUCACAACACACACACACAUACUUAUGCUCACUCGACCCUCACCUAUAUUUCCCUCGUUCUCUUUCGCUCCCUCUGCGUCCUACUACCCUACUUGCUGCGACAUCCAGGACCCGUUUUCACACCGAAACUGGGUCUAGGAUAGCAGUAAAAUUCGCGCCGUUUCGACCCAGUUUCCCGGGGAAACUGGAGCGGCGCCGAACCUUGACCCUCAAAUCUCGCGACCAUCAUCGAUUGACCCAAUUCGAAGCGAAACUACCUAGUCUCAACCCUGACCCGCGAGGAUUUACCGUAGGACGACCGACCGCCACGAAUGAGAUGGAAGGAAGGACUUAGAUGGACACACAAAAGUGUUUAAAAGUUCUCCUCGUUUCGUUUUAUUUUAGUUUAAUCAAUUAGUGCUUAUAUUUAUUUGCAAUAUGUACGUCCCCUCUCACACGUGCUCUACAUUUUCGUAUUUAUAUAUUCCAUCCUUUUGAUUACUAUAAUCUCUCGUGUACAUACAAACACUGGCACACAUUUAUUGUGCAAAAUAUGUAUUUAACAUGUGUAACAUUCGAUUUACGGUUUAAUUUCUAAUUUUAUUUUAUGUUAGUCCUUUAAGGCGUUCAGAUUUAGCGCGUUAGUUUUGAUUAGGUUGUUUCUCCCUUCCUCUUCUAUCAAACCCAAUUAUUUUGGGUACAAUUCGAGUACUGCCUUCUAAAAAGAAAAUUUGAGUACACUCACAAUGCUACAUCAAUAAAACGUUUCUAUCCAAUUGGUGGAUACAUAUGUAGUUGAAUAAAGAUGUAUUAUUAUCUCUGA